This is a messenger RNA of Linum trigynum, 1138 nucleotides long. The record is from the annotation of a GenBank genome assembly. Lineage: Eukaryota; Viridiplantae; Streptophyta; Magnoliopsida; Malpighiales; Linaceae.
GUCUCAAUGCUAAAUUCCAUAACGGAGGUGAAUGUUAGAACCUAGAAGUUGGGCCAAUGUAUUUGAUCAAGAAGUUGUCCACGUUUGCUUUGUCCUAGCUCACGUUUACAGUUUUAAUUGACUGAGAGUAGUCAUUGUCAUAUCUGGUUGCAAAAAAACAGGGCUGGAUUUUCAAGAUGGGGAAACGAGAGGCUAUACAACGGUCGAACCGGAGAAAUGGUCAAUUCGCUGGUCUUCAUGGGCCCGACCUUCUACCAGCGGCUGAUCCACAUGGCUGAAGACAAGGUCAAGUUCCGUAACACGGGACCUGUUCACCCGCUCACCAGGCAGCCGGUUGCAGAUCGCAAGCGUUUUGGCGGGAUCAAGUUCGGCGAGAUGGAGCGUGACUGCCUGAUAGCCCACGGCGCAUCAGCAAACCUCUACGAGCGGCUCUACACGCUCAGCGAUUCCUCCCAGCUGCACAUCUGCCAGAACUGCAAGAACAUCGCCAAUGUGAUCCAGCGAUCUGUCCCCGGUGGGCGCAAGGUCAGGGGCCCUUACUGCCGUAUCUGCGAAUCCGUUGAUGACAUUGUGAAGGUGAAUAUCCCCUAUGGAGCCAAGCUGUUGUCCCAGGAGCUCUUCAGCAUGGGGAUCAGCCUCAAGUUCGAUACCAGACUUUGCUGAGUUGAGUAAUCAAGUUACAUGCAUGGGGACAAAAACUUAGGUGCAAAUGCUGACAUUUGUAGGGUCUGUUGGUAGUUUUUCUGUGUCAGUUGAAUGUGCUCCAAGUUGCAGAGACAAAACAGAAAUGCCCCUGAUCUUAUCUAGGACUAACAAAACAAACGGAAAUGUUGCGGUAUAUUUGCUGGGAACUAGUGUGCUGAAAACGGUUUUUGGCAGCACUUGUUGACUGUUAGGACUUUCGUAUGAACAAAGUGACUCAUGCAUGUUUUCUUUAGCAAACGAGUCGUUCGGUAAAUGACCGAACUCGGCCUAUGAUCAUACUGUUAAGGUUAGAAAGAUGGUUAUUUUGCCAGGCUUGGUGAAACCGUUCAAUGAUUGCAGUUAAAACCACAAUGGAUGUCCAACUCAGACUACGGCUGUGCCAGCCAUUUGCCAGCCAGAUGGUAUAAACUUUCAAGAAACAAGGACCAAAUGU